GGAAUAUUUCAUUGCACUUUAAAUACUCUAUUUCGACAUUUUGUUCCCUCUUUUCUUUCAAACCAAUCAAGGGGUGAGAAAUUCUUUGAACUAUCCCUUCCUUCCUCCCGUUCCAAACAAAGAGAGAUAUGACAAUAGUGGAAAUAGAAUGGCUGAGGUAUUUGCCAAACCAGCUAGACAACCUAGGGUUUCUUGAGAAGUUACAAAUGUGUAUAUCAUUGCUAUAAACUGAUGGAUCUAAUUGACGAAACAAAAGCAGCAUUCAAGGGCUUGACGUCCUUUCAACAACUUUCAAUUGGAUGGUGUGAUUAGUUGACAUGUUUGCCAAAAGGGGUGCUACAACCAACCCUUGAAGAAAUAAGAAUAAGCUCGUGUACAAACUUAAAAGUGCUGAAUCCAAUUGACGAAAUAGAAGCAGCAUUCAACGGCCCCAGGUCCCUUCAACGACUUUGGAUUCAUGAUUGCUCAGAGUUGAUGUGUUUACCGAAAGGGCUGCUACAAGCAACCCUUGUAGAUAUAUGGUUACAAGACUGUCCAAAGUUAAAGACACCCAAUCCAGAUGCAUUACGCAGCCUCACAUCCUCCAAGGAGCUGCGGAUUACAUCCUGUCCAAAUUGGGGGAGUUGUUGGGAGGAAGGGUUGUUUUGCACCACCAGCCUUCAAAUAUUGGAUAUAGGUGAAUUCGGAGAGGAUUAUAGACAUUUCCCCUGGCCCUUCACAAGUGCUGCAUCACAACCAUGGAGCCAUUUCACCUCCCUGGAGUAUCUAACUUUAUGGGGAUGGCCAAAGGUCAAGUCUCUGCCUGAUCAACUUGUGCACCUCCCUGCCUUGAGAUAUUUGAUAAUAUUGGGUUUCAGUGGGUUGGAAUCUCUGCCGGAAUGCUUGGGUAAGCUUUCAUCUCUUCAAUCUUUGCUAAUACUUCGGUGUCCCCUUCUUGAGAAAAGAUGCGAAAAGGGAAUUGGCGAAGAUUGGCACAAGAUUGCUUGUAUUCCAUCCAUUGAAAUAGGUGGAAGGACAAUAGUGUGAACUGAAGUCUACCCUCUGCACGCAGAUAAAGCAUGAAAGUCCCUUGCCAAUCAUGAGUUACAUGAUGAUGACCCUUUCAAAUACAUUGAUGAGUUCAUGAAAAUCUGGUCCCUGGUCGCGGAUUAAUGACUUCAGCAGUUAUGCCCUUAAGUUGAUCUUGUUUCCUUUCUCUUUGAAGGACAAGGCCACAGAUUGGCUAAGCAGUUAGCACUCAACCUCCGAAUUCUGAGCAAAGCUGAAGAAUUACUUUUCUAUAGGUAAGACAACGGUAUCAGUGAGCCAUCAAUCAGUUGAUGAACCAAGUACUUUCAUGAAACUUGCGAGAGAUGAGAAGAUGUGAUGAAUGGUUAGAAGUUCAUUUUCAUUCUAUAUUAUCCUAGGAUAGUAUUGUACUUGUAUUAUACUAGAUUUCUCCAAUUUAUGCUUAGUUGUUGGUUAAUGGGUUACUAGUAAUUCUUUCUUUGUGAAACAAGUGACUUUGGUGAUACCAAAGAGAUUAGAGUUGACGAUU
Rhododendron vialii is the source of this 1537-nucleotide messenger RNA. Its product is annotated as putative disease resistance protein RGA4. Gene Ontology annotation, biological process: defense response to fungus. The record is from RefSeq and is a predicted model, not a curated record. The coding region runs from base 475 to 1026 and encodes 183 amino acids. The transcript is spliced from 3 exons. NCBI's taxonomy places the organism in Eukaryota, Viridiplantae, Streptophyta, Magnoliopsida, Ericales, Ericaceae.